UUUAUUGUUGUUAUUAUCUCCGAAGCGUUUUGUUAACUUUUUCCGCUUAUGCAUUAAUAACGCGAGUGUUGCAAUAAUUUCCAAAUGCUUUUACAUAAUUAACUGAGCAAAUGCGGUAAAAUGUAGUCAUUUUCUCAUCAAGUGCGUGCGAAUUUGCAAAGCGUAUGGCAAAAAUUAAGCAAAACGACGAAGACACCACCCACAAAACAUACAAAUUUAACAUUUGCGUUUUAUUUCUUCGGUCAAUCAGUUCCUAUUAGCGCAAUUGGCGUGUCGUUAGACUAAAGUUGCGUAAAUAGCACACUGAUUGUGCGUUAUUUGUGGAGCCGCAAUUAACUAAACAUUACGUGCACUGACGGAAAACCCACCGACGAUCGAACGGCCGACCAGACAAUAAUAAAAACAACAAUAGGAACAGAUACAAAGCAUUUGGCGCUUGGCCAUGUCAUGUGGCGAGAAUUGCGACAGCUGCCACACAAAAGACGUUAAUAACGACGUUCACGGCUGAGGGUAAGCCAACAGAAACGACAAGCACCACAUUAGAAGUCUUUCCAUACUUGUUAAACGUUUCAACCUUCGCCAACCCACUGGCUAAAAUGGGCGGCGUUCAGCCCUCUUAUAUUGCCGCCUGCAUUAGUCAUAGAAACGUGGAAUGAAAAUGAGGACUACUGCGAAUUUAGCCAACAGUUCAAUUGAGGCAACGAUGAGGCGACGAAUUGCACAACAAAGCCGAGCAACAAUAUUGAAACUGGCAAUAUAACUUAAAGCGUUGGUUGCCUCAUAGAUGGUAUUUCUAGGACGGCUGCAAUGAAAUUUGCAGUCUAAACGUCAAGCGACACAAGACCAAGGCAACCUGCAGUCAAUAUCAAUAUGUUCAAGAUUCGACAACGCAAUUGCAUGCUAAUUGCCACGGUGCUAAUACUGGUGCCAUGCAUUGUGAUAUUGAUGGUAUUGGGCCCAGAACUAUCCACCGAACAGUCGCUGACGCAACGCCUGGCCGAGUGUCACAUGCGAUUGCAGUACCUCGAAUCCAUGUAUCGUGCACGCCAGGAGGAUGUCUCACUGCUGUCACAGUACUUGGGUCAGCUGCAGUACAACAAUGGGAGCAAUGUGACAAAUGUUAGUCCACCGCCACAGCCGGUGGCCAAUUUGCUGGACGCGCUUAGUCCAGAGGCACGUCAAUUGCUGCGCAAUGCAUCACAUGUGUCGAGAUCGGGCGCCGCUGGUUCGUCCCGUGGCUAUGUGCCCGUGCAAAAUAUACGUCUGCCAAAUGCCUAUCACUUUCUGCCACAUCUACUGGACGAUGCCGGCUCCUUGCGUCCGGCCUAUUUGCUGAGCAAAGGACGCACAGAUGUUAGCAUUGUGCUGGGCGUGCCCACCGUACGACGCGAGAAGCAGUCGUAUCUGCUCGCCACGCUGCACAAUCUAAUUGAGAACAUGAACGAUGAGGAGCAGAAUGAGACGCUUAUCAUUGUUUACAUUGGCGAAACGGAUUUGGAUGCUGUCCAGCUGAUAGCCAAGCAAAUUGAGACAAGCUUUGAGGCGCAUGUGGAGAGCGGACUAAUAGACAUAAUAGCGCCAGCGCCUAGCUACUAUCCAAACUUUGAGCGAUUGCGCAUCACAUUAAACGAUCCAUUGGAGCGCGUGAAAUGGCGAAGCAAGCAGAAUCUGGAUUUUGCCUAUCUUAUGGCCUAUGCGCACUCAAAGGGCACUUUCUAUGUACAGCUGGAAGAUGAUAUAUUAACUAAGCGACAGUUUAUAACCACCAUGAAGAAAUUUGCACUUAUCAAGAGCGCUCUGACAAAGCCAGAUCAGCCUGCCUGGUUUGUUUUAGACUUUUGUCAACUUGGCUUUAUUGGCAAAAUGUUUAAAAGCGCUGAGCUGCCCUACCUAAUUACAUACUUUCAAAUGUUCUAUAAUGAUAAGCCUGUCGACUGGCUGCUUACCUAUUUCAUUGAGUCAAAAGUAUGUCGUACGGACAAGGAUCAGAAGCAUUGCAAUUUGGAGAAGGCCAAAUAUUGGCAGCACUUUCGUAAAUCCCUUUUCCAGCACAUCGGGACUAGUUCCUCGCUCAAGGGCAAAGUACAAAAGCUUAAGGACAAACAAUUUGGCAGCAAGGUUCCAACUUACUAUGCACACAUGAAUAAUCCUCCAGCUGUGGUCAAGUCGAAUAUAGCGCCAUAUAAAAACUAUUUGCUAAAGCGCGCCUAUCGCGGCGAAACAUAUUUUUGGGGUCUAUUGCCACAGCCUGGUGACUUGGUGCAGUUCACCUUUGAGCAGCCAACAAUGCUACGGCGCUAUUUAUUUCGCAGUGGCAACUCGGAGCAUCCUUCGGAUCGAUUCUACAACACCACCGUGGAGCUGCUCCCGGCCGAUAGUCUAAGCGAGAAUUCAUCUGUUUGGAGUACGUACAAUACAACAACGGAUGGCUAUCUGGUGGUAGGUGCAUUUGAUGGCCUAGGCGUCGCCGAGGGCCUGCUCGAUCCCAAGAUUGGUGCCAUUAAGGAGCUGCGUCUUCACGUGCACAGCGACAGUGAGAACUGGGCGCUGCUUAGUGAAAUUGAGCUUCAAGAGAUGGACAACAGCGCCAGCAACGCGGAAGCAAAUGCUGCCAAGCCGCGCUUUAUCGCAGUCAGCUGAUUGCUGCAUCGCCAUCGGCAGCAACCGGAUGAUUAUAGUGGAGAUCUACCCAAACAUUGAUGUUUUCCCAAUCUAUUCAUCUAUAUGUCUCUGUGUGUAUAUGUUUGUAUAUUUUUUCUGAGCGCUACUUUUAAAGCCUAUCGUCUAAAUGUGUAAAUAACUAACCUCAAGGUAUAAUUAUAAAGUUUAACUGUAACUAUUUAUAAUUGUGAAAGCACAGUUUACACGUGUAUCAGAUGUUUGCUUAAAUAUUUGUACAACAUUUAAAUUCAUUGUGCUGAAACAAACAACUCAAUAUAAUUCAAAAUUUGAAGAAACGUACAUUAUUUUUGCUAAUAUCUGUCACGUGAGAAUCGAAUUGUAACUAAUACUAUAUUUAUACGUGCACGAUUAUCGUGUCGAAUCGAAUAUUGAAUACUGAAGUCUACUUAUGAAUGAAUUGAACACACAACUUGUAAAAUCCAUAAACUGUCAUGCAUAAAUGCCUUUUAUACAGGGUAUAUAAGUAGCAUCAAGUUCAUCUACAUUUGAACAGCCAUAUUUAUAAAAAACCAACCUGAUCGUGAUCAUGUGAACUUGCUACAAUUCGUGCGGACUUUCAUUCUAUUCCCGCAUUAUCCAUAUAGAUCCAAGAUCCAAGUGCCCUCCAUUUGUUCAUUGUGUUAUAUACAUUUUGUACAAGAAAUAUGUUUAUGAAUAGUUGUGCUAUGUAACUGAGCGCGCUCUGAAAUCAUUCUCUUUAUUGAACAUUGUUUUAUUUUGUUAUUUACUGUGCAUUUCUAAGUAUUUAAUUUAAGUGUUAUCCUCAUCAAUUGGCCACUUUCUCGAAUUAAAACAUUCCAGUCACUUUUGCUGCUAUUUUUGUUGCUGAAUUUUAACCACAUAAUUUAUUAAUACGAAUCUCGAAACAAAUCCAGUUCUCAAUGGAACAGAAAUUGUCAAUCAAAUAUAUUUAUUUAUUGUUUAAUUCUGAUGUUCAAUACACAUUUCAUUGUUUAUUUAUUAUUUAUUUUUUUAGCUACAGUUACAUACGUAUUGCAGCAUCUAAACAAAAGCCAUAACAGCCGAAUAAGUGUGUAAUAAUAAUAAAUAAUCUUCAAGCAUAUUCAACAAGAAA
Messenger RNA from Drosophila montana, 3757 nucleotides. RefSeq names its product alpha-1,3-mannosyl-glycoprotein 4-beta-N-acetylglucosaminyltransferase a (gene Mgat4a). Lineage: Eukaryota; Metazoa; Arthropoda; Insecta; Diptera; Drosophilidae. Gene Ontology annotation, biological process: protein N-linked glycosylation. The transcript is spliced from 5 exons. The coding region runs from base 871 to 2640 and encodes 589 amino acids. Gene Ontology annotation, molecular function: acetylglucosaminyltransferase activity. The record is from RefSeq and is a predicted model, not a curated record. Gene Ontology annotation, cellular component: endoplasmic reticulum; Golgi stack; endoplasmic reticulum-Golgi intermediate compartment.